Exserohilum turcica Et28A is the source of this 2970-nucleotide messenger RNA. RefSeq lists its product as uncharacterized. The transcript has 5 exons. Lineage: Eukaryota; Fungi; Ascomycota; Dothideomycetes; Pleosporales; Pleosporaceae. Bases 82 to 2727 code for a protein of 881 amino acids. Gene Ontology annotation, cellular component: endoplasmic reticulum exit site; COPII vesicle coat. Gene Ontology annotation, biological process: intracellular protein transport; COPII-coated vesicle cargo loading; endoplasmic reticulum to Golgi vesicle-mediated transport. Gene Ontology annotation, molecular function: zinc ion binding; SNARE binding. The record is from RefSeq and is a predicted model, not a curated record.
CGCCAACACUGCCAUUCUCCCAACGCCAAUUCGAACGCCAACCCGGACGUCUUCUCCUUUUGAAACCUCGCAACGUUCGAGAUGGCGGACCGCAAGAAGAGAGACCGCUAUGCAGCAGGAACGGGAUACCAAUUCGGUGCGAAUACACAAGAGGCUCAAGCCGGGGCUCCUCCUCCAGUAGGGCCUGGCUACGGUGCGCCUGCGCCUGCAUACGGGGCACCGUCGCCAGCCUAUGGUGCUGCUGCCCCAGGCUAUGGCGCACCGUCGCCUGGCUAUGGAGCGCCCGCUCCCUAUGGACAGCCCGCGCCUCAAGACCCAAAUGCCCUUAACCAGCAGUUUGGCCAGAUGAACUUGGGGCCUGGACAGCCCGCUCCGCAAGUGCAGCAGCCCGUGGCAGCCCCGCAGCAAAACCAACUAUUCCCCUCGGAUCUCAUUGCCCAGCCGUUUCACGUCUCGGAGUUGUACAACCCCCCUCCGCCGAUUCACCUGCCGCCCAACGCCGCGGCCACUCCCUCCGAGUUCGCAAACGAGUCGAGCAAAUACUUGCGGUGUACGCUCAACAGCGUCCCCACCAACCACAACCUGCUCAAGAAGAGCAAGCUGCCCUUUGCUUUGGUCAUAAGCCCAUACGCCAGUCUGCACGAUUCCGAGGACUCGGUACCCGUAGUGCAGGACCAGAUUAUCAGCCGUUGUCGACGAUGCCGCGGCUAUAUCAACCCAUUUGUUCCCUUUUUGGACCACGGGCACAGGUGGAGGUGCAACAUGUGCAACUUGACAAACGAUGUGCCCCAGGCCUUCGACUGGGACGCGGCGCAACAGAAGAGUGUAGACCGCUGGCAGAGACCUGAGCUCAACUACGCCGUGACUGAGUUUAUUGCCCCGCAGGAAUACAUGGUCCGCCCGCCUCAGCCGCUAUGCUACUACAUCAUUCUAGACUGUACACAAGCUGCGGUCAACUGCGGUCUUCUUGCGGUCGUUUCGAGAGUGAUCAAGGAGGCGCUUGGACGGAUACCCAACGCCGACGGUCGGACACGCAUCGGAUUCAUGGCAGUUGAUAAUGGUCUGCACUUCUUUGGCAUCCCCCCGGACAACAGUGAGUCGAACGAGCCCCAGCAACUCGUAGUUUCCGACCUCGACGAGCCCUACCUGCCUAUGCCCUCGGACCUGCUUGUGAGCCUUAGCCAAUGCCGCAACAACAUUGAAACCUUCCUCGACCGUCUUCCGGCCAUGUUCCAGAACACUCACGUUCCCGGAUUUGCUUUGGGGUCGGCUCUCCGAUCUGCCCACAAGCUCAUCUCCCCGCUUGGCGGAAAGCUAACCGUGAUUGCCGCGUCGCUGCCCAAUGUUGGCCAUGCCGCAUUGAGCCCACGAGAGGACAAGUCUUUGUUGGGUACCAGCAAGGAAGGCAGCCUCCUGCAGCCCGCCAACAACUGGUACAAGUCAUUCGCUGUAGAAUGCUCCAAGAAUCAAGUGUCGGUGGACAUGUUCCUCUUCUCGUCGGCAUACCAAGAUGUAGCGACGCUCAGCAACCUUCCUCGCUUCACCGCAGGUCAAACCUACUUUUACCCGGGAUGGAACGCGGCGAGACAAGAAGACGUGGUCAAGAUUGCGACUGAGCUGGCUGAUUAUCUGUCUGCAGAGAUUGGCCUCGAGGCUGUGCUCCGAGUGCGUGCGACGACAGGAUUGAGGAUGUCUGCCUUUUAUGGAAACUUUUUCAACCGCUCCUCGGACCUGUGCGCUUUCCCCGCCUACCCAAGAGACCAGGCCGUGGUUAUUGAAGUGGCGAUUGACGAGACUAUUUCGAGGCCGUUUAUUACUCUUCAGGCGGCCGUGCUACACACUACUUCAAGUGGGCAGCGCCGCAUUCGAGUCUUGACGCUUGCUAUACCCACGACGGAGAACCUGGCAUCUGUGUACGCAUCGGCCGACGCGCAAGCCAUCACGACGUAUUUCAGUCACAAGGCGGUUGAGCGAGCGCUGUCGAGCGGUCUUGAUGCUGCACGAGAUGCGCUGCAGGCAAAGGUGAUUGAGAUUCUGUCAACAUACAGGAAAGAGCUGGCGGGGGGCAGUAUGGGUGGCGGCGGACUGCAGCUACCGCAGAACCUCCGUGCUCUCCCCAUCUUGUUCCUGGGUCUCAUCAAGAAUGUGGGUCUUCGCAAGAGUGCGCAGAUUCCCAGUGACCUUCGGUCGGCAGCUCUGGACCUUUUGUCGACGCUGCCCAUGCGACUGCUCAUCCAGUACAUCUACCCGAGUUUUUACUCGCUUCAUGACAUGCCUGAUGAUGCUGGCGUGCCUGAGCCGACGACUGGCCAGAUUACCAUGCCACCUGCGCUGAACCUAUCGAGUGCAGCCAUUGUGCCCUACGGUCUGUACCUGAUAGAUGACGGUGUCAACCAGUUCUUGUGGACUGGGCGCGACGCUGUUCCUGCACUUUUGGCGGACGUGUUUGGUGUCGAGGACCGUACGCAGCUGAAGCAGGGCAAGGCGUCAUUGCCUCUUUUGGAUAACGAAUACUCUGAACGAGUGCGAGCUGUGAUUGAGAAGUCGAGAGAUCACAAGUCAAAGGGGGUAGGAUCGAUUACGCUGCCUACGCUAUACAUUGUCAAGGAGGAUGGUGAGCCUAGCCUGAAGCUGUGGGCGCAGACAUUGCUGGUGGAAGACCGAGCAGACCAGGGCGAGAGCAUUGUGCAGUGGAUAAGCAAGCUCCGAGAAAAGGUUGUGCAGUAAGCACGGACUGAUAUGGAGGUUAUUGUACUGGAAGGGGUGUGAGGGGAUGAUUUGGAGGUGUUUUCGCAAGGCUUGACGACGACACACGAGCGGUUAUUGCAUGGUAUGGUAUUGUAUGCGGAGAGGGGAUUGUGCCUGUGGGUGUAGUGGUGUGUGGGUGCAAAACAAGGCGCAAGUGGGUAGAGCAAGUGAGGAUUGAUGAUGAUGAUGAUGAUGAUGAUGAUGAUGAUGAGGAGGAGGAAG